CACCUUCUUAGCUAUAUUUAUCUCCACAAAAACCCUUUUCCUACCCUCACAGUCACAGUUCACACUACUCUCCUCUGUGUCUGUCUAUCACCUCCUCCUACCUUCCAUUUCCAACCAUGCCUACAAAGCUGCUCCUCUUAUCCCAACUCCGUGUCCUCCAACCCAUGAAGAAUCCUCUCUUCUCCCGAACCUUCCUCACCCCUUUCAAAUUCUCCCACCUCUACCUCCGCAACGCAGCGUUUAACCCCCGCCCCUUCUCCGCCCGCGCCGCCGGUAGCAGCAGGGAGCAGCUCCGCCCUUCCAAGAGCAAGAGCCUCGUCGAUGACGAGGCCGAGCUCAGCGACUGGGUCGAUGAGCUCCGCACUGGUCGGACCGACUCCUUCGCCCCCCGGAGGGUCAGCGAGGAUGGUGGUGUGGAACGGCGUGAGUUUGCGCCGAGGGGGAAUACCAGGGCGCCGAAGAGGAAGGGUGAGGAUUUGAGGAGAGGGAGGCAGAAUGGUGGUAACGCCAGGAGGAAGUUUGCGUUGAGUGGGGAUGAUGAGGAUAAGGAUGACGUGGCGGGGAGGAAGUUCAAGGUUGGUGGUGGUGGUAGCAUUGGGCAGUUUCUCAGUGAUGAAGAAGAUGAUGAUGAAGAUGAGGAUGAGGAUGAGGAAGAUGAAGUGAGUGAGGAUGAGGGGAUAUUGAACAAGAGUAGAACUGCUUUGUUUGCUCAGAAGAAGAGUGCUGUGCCUGUACCAACUCCAAGACCUUCUUCAUCUUCUGGGUCUGGGUCUGAUUCUUAUUUGAGUGAAACCAGAUUUGACCAAUGUUCGGUCUCCCCGCUGUCACUGAAAGGAGUCAAGGAUGCUGGGUAUGAGAAAAUGACUGUGGUGCAGGAGGCAACUCUUCCCAUAAUUCUUAAAGGUAAGGAUGUGCUUGCCAAGGCUAAAACAGGAACAGGAAAAACAGUAGCCUUUUUGCUUCCAUCAAUUGAAGUUGUUGUGAAGUCACCUGCAAGUGAUCGUGAUCAAAGGAGGCCACCAAUUCUUGUGCUUAUCAUAUGCCCAACUCGGGAGCUUGCAUCCCAAGCUGCUGCAGAAGCCAAUAAACUGAUUAAGUAUCAUCCGGCCAUUGGUGUUCAAGUUGUGAUUGGAGGAACAAGACUUGCUUUAGAACAGAAACGCAUGCAAGUAAACCCUUGCCAGAUCCUUGUUGCUACACCUGGAAGGCUUAGGGAUCAUGUUGAGAAUACUGCUGGUUUUGCAUCUAGGCUUAUGGGUGUUAAGGUCUUGAUUCUUGAUGAAGCUGAUCAUUUACUAGACAUGGGAUUUCGUAAAGAUAUUGAGAAAAUAAUUGCUGCUGUCCCUAAACAACGACAAACCCUUCUGUUUUCUGCCACCGUUCCUGAAGAGGUGCGUCAAGUCUGUAAUAUUGCUUUGAGAAGGGAUCAUGAAUUUAUUAAUACAGUUCAAGAGGGUAGUGAGGAGACACAUUCACAGGUCCGCCAGAUGCAUUUAGUUGCCCCUUUAGACAAGCAUUUCUCUUUACUCUAUGCUAUUCUGAAGGAUCACAUUGCAGAUGAUGUUGACUAUAAGGUUCUUGUUUUCUGCACAACUGCUAUGGUCACACGACUUGUUGCUGAUCUUCUCAGUGAAUUGAAAUUGAAUGUGAGAGAAAUCCAUUCAAGAAAGCCUCAGAGUUAUAGAACCAGAGUCUCUGAGGAAUUUCGGAAGUCAAAGGGUCUCAUCCUUGUUACUUCAGAUGUCUCUGCACGUGGUGUAGAUUAUCCAGAUGUUACACUUGUUGUACAGGUUGGUUUACCAUCUGAUAGAGAACAGUAUAUACAUCGACUCGGAAGAACAGGGCGAAGAGGGAAAGAAGGGCAAGGCAUACUGCUACUGACUCCUUGGGAAGAGUUCUUUUUAUCUACCAUAAAAGAUUUGCCUAUUGAGAAAGCUCCAGUACCUUCAGUUGAUCCUGACACUAAGAGAAAGGUGGAAAAGGCUCUAUCGCAUGUAGAGAUGAAGAAUAAAGAAGCAGCAUAUCAGGCAUGGCUUGGUUACUACAAUUCCAACAAGAAAAUUGGGAAAGACAAGUAUAGGCUAGUGGAGCUUGCAAAUGAGUUCAGUAAAAGCAUGGGGCUUGAUAACCCUCCAGCUAUUCCUAAACUCGUUCUUGGUAAGAUGGGUCUUAGAAAUAUCCCUGGUUUACGUUCCAAGUAGGUAAUUUAAUUUGUUUAUUCAAAUUCAGUUUCUGACUAGUCAGGAAAGAAAAGAUACAAUGUGCCCUUCUAAUUUGAUUGUAAGACUUGAAACAUCUAAACUCCAAUUAUGUAUAUCGUCAAUUUUGGUGUAUCUAUGGAAUUUUUAUUCCCUGGCA
This is a messenger RNA of Lotus japonicus, 2358 nucleotides long. Its product is annotated as DEAD-box ATP-dependent RNA helicase 31-like. Lineage: Eukaryota; Viridiplantae; Streptophyta; Magnoliopsida; Fabales; Fabaceae. The transcript is spliced from 10 exons. Bases 117 to 2201 code for a protein of 694 amino acids. Gene Ontology annotation, cellular component: chloroplast. Gene Ontology annotation, molecular function: nucleic acid binding; ATP binding; RNA helicase activity. The record is from RefSeq and is a predicted model, not a curated record.